GCUCCCGCGCGCUCCGGCCCCUCCUCGGCCACACAAAGGCCCGUCUCCAUGGCAGCCGCGCGGGCCAGAGCGCAGCGCCGAUCGCGGCCCGGGCGCCAUCGAGCCUCGGCGGCGGACGUGCAGGAAGCCCUCCUGGCUGGCCUCUUCCCACUCCUCUGUGCUUAGGCUGAGUAGCAGACUUCUGGGGUGUCUGAACUCAAGAGCCCUGGAGCUUCCUGCCACGUCACUAAAGCUUGUCUUCCAGCAACUUGGAAAAGGAAGGAAAGGGUCCAUCUGUGUUCACCGUGGCCUGUGGCAGUGGUCAGGACUGGAGGCAAAGCUGGGCCCCAAAGCUAGUGGAAUAUUUUGGGGCUUGGAGGGUUUUCUGGCUUGUGCCUGCCGCGGGGAGCUCCCUCUUCCAUGUCUGACUUAAGCUGGCCCCUGUGGAGGGGUGCAGCCUGACCCGUGCCCAGAUGUUACCCUGGUAUGGCCUGGAGAUGCAGCGUGAGAGUCUGAGAGUUGAACAGCUCGUGGAGAGGCCAUCCUCUGCCCUGAGAGAAUCUUGAUGCUGGCCCAGAGCAGAGACUGAGCUGGACUACUGGAGCCUCGGGUGCCAGGGGCCAUGGCUCUGCAGCUCUGGGCCCUGACCCUCCUAGGCCUGGCGGGCACAGGUGCAGGCCUGCGGCCCCGAAAGCUGGACAUCUUCCGCAGCGACACCGAGCUGAACCACCUGGUUGUGGACGAGGCGUCGGGCGUGGUGUACCUGGGGGCGGUGAAUGCACUCUACCAGCUGAGUGCGGACCUGCAGCUGGAGCAGCAGGCGGCCACGGGCCCGGCCCUGGACAACAAGAAGUGCACACCGCCCAUCGAGCCGAGCCAGUGCCACGAGGCUGUGCAGACCGACAACGUCAACCAACUCCUGGUGCUCGACCCGCCCGGAAAGCGCCUCGUCGAGUGCGGCAGCCUCUUCAAGGGCAUCUGCGCCCUUCGCGCUCUGAGCAACAUCUCCACGCGCCUCUUCUAUGAGGACGGGAGCGGCGAGAAGUCCUUCGUGGCCAGCAACGAUGAGAGCGUGACCACGGUGGGGCUGGUGAGCGCCACGAGCCCCGGUGGAGAAAGGGUUCUGUUCGUGGGCAAAGGCAACGGGCCCCAUGACAAUGGCAUCAUCGUGAGCACCCGCCUGCUGGACCGGGCUGAGGGCAGGGAGGCCUUCGAGGCCUACACGGACCACGCCACCUACAAGGCGGGAUACCUGUCCACCAACACGCAGCAGUUCGUGGCUGCCUUUGAGGACGGCCUGUACGUGUUCUUUGUCUUCAACCAGCAGGACAAGCACCCGCCCCGUAACCGCACGCUCCUGGCCCGCAUGUGCAAGCAAGACCCCUUCUAUUACUCCUACCUGGAGAUGGACCUGGAGUGCCGUGACCCCAGCGACCCCCAGGCCCCUGCCUUUGGCACCUGCUUGGCGGCCUCUGUGGCUGUGCUGAGCUCCAGCAGGGUGCUGUAUGCCGUCUUCAGCAAGGAUGGCCGGAGCGGUGGGGGACCCCGUUCGGGCCUCUGCCUGUUCCCGCUGGACGAGGUCCAUGCCAAGAUGGAGGCCAACCGCAAUGCCUGCUACACGGGCACCCGGGAGGCGGGCCGUGACGCCUUCUACAAGCCCUUCCACGGCGACAUCCAGUGUGGCGGCCACGGGCUGGGCGCCAGUGAGAGCUUCCCGUGUGGCUCUGAGCACCUGCCUUACCCGCUGGGCAGCAGAGACGGACUCACCGCUACGGCCGUGCUGCAGCGUGGUGGCCUGAACCUGACAGCCGUCACAGUGACCGCUGAGAAUGGCCACACCAUCGCCUUCCUGGGCACCUCCGAUGGCCGGGUCCUCAAGGUGUACCUUGCCCCAGAUGGCAACUCCUCGGAGUAUGGCUCCAUCCUCGUGGAGAUCAACAAGAGAAUCAGGCGGGACCUGGUGCUGUCCCCGGACCUGGCCAGUCUGUACGCCAUGACCCAGGACAAGGUGUUCCGGUUUCCCGUGCAGGACUGUCUGAACUAUCCCACCUGCGAACAGUGCCACAGCUCACAGGACCCCUACUGCGGCUGGUGCGUCGUUGAGGGACGAUGCACCAGGAGGGCCGAGUGCUCACGGGCUGAGGAGAGCGGCCACUGGCUGUGGAGCCGGGACGAGUCCUGUGUAGCCAUCACCGGGGCCCAGCCCCAGAACAUGAGCCGACGGGCCCAGGGGGAGGUGCAGCUGACUGUCAGCCCGCUCCCAGCCCUGAGUGAGGAGGAUGAACUGCUGUGCCUCUUCGGUGACUCGCCGGCACACCCUGCCCGUGUGGAGGGGGAUGCCGUCAUCUGCAACUCCCCACGCACCAUUCCUAACACACCACCAGGCCAGGACCACGUGGCUGUAAACAUCCAGCUGUUCUUCCGACGUGGCAGCAUCUCCCUCACCUCCCACCUGUACCCCUUCUAUGACUGCCGGGAGGCCAUGAGCCUGGCGCAGAACCUGCCGUGCAUCUCCUGUGCAAGCAACCGCUGGACCUGCCAGUGGGACCUGCGAUACCACGAGUGUCGGGAGGCUUCCCCCAACCCGGAGGAUGGCAUUGUCCGCGCCCACAUGGAGGACAGCUGCCCCCAGUUCCUGAACCCCAGCCCACUGGUCAUCCCCAUGAACCACGAGACGGACAUCACCUUCCAGGGCAAGAACCUGGACACGGUGAAGGGCUCCUCUUUGCACGUGGGCAGUGACCUGCUCAAGUUUGAGGAGCCAGUGAGCACACAGGAACCGGGAACCUUCUUCUUUCGGACCCCAAAGCUGUCCCAUGACGCCAACGAGACAUUGCCUUUGCACCUGUACGUCAAGUCCUAUGACAAGAACGUCGACAGCAAGCUCCAAGUGACCCUCUACAACUGCUCCUUUGGCCGUAGCGACUGCAGCCUGUGCCUGGCGGCUGACCCCGCGUACAAGUGCGUGUGGUGUGCGGGGCAGAGCGGGUGUGUGUACGAGGCGCUUUGCAGCAACACCACCUCCGAGUGCCCGCCACCCGUCAUCACCAGGAUCCAUCCCGAGACGGGCCCGCUGGGCGGGGGCAUUCGAAUCACCAUCGUUGGGUCCAAUUUGGGGGUCAGAGCAGAGGACGUCAGGGGCGUCACCGUGGCGGGCCAGAACUGCGUCUUUGAGCCAGAGCGCUAUUCCGUGUCCACCCGGAUCGUGUGCGCUGUUGAGGCUGCCGAGGGGCCCAUCACAGGGGGGAUCGUGGUGGACGUCAAUGGGAAGCUGGGUCACUCACCACCCCACGUGCAGUUCACCUACCAGCAACCCCAGCCCCUCAGCGUGGAACCAAAGCAGGGGCCACAGGCAGGCGGCACCACGCUGACCAUCAAUGGCGCCCACCUGGACACAGGCUCUGAGGAAGACGUGCGGGUGACCCUCAAUGACGUCCCUUGUAAAGUGACGCAGUUUGGGGCCCAGCUCCAGUGUGUCACUGGCCCGCAGCCGGUUCUGGGGGAGCUGCCCCUGGAGAUUUACUACGGGGGCUCCCGGGUGCCCAGCCCUGGUGUUGUCUUCACCUACCGCGAGAACCCAGUGCUGCGGGCCUUCGAACCGCUGCGAAGCUUUGUCAGUGGUGGCCGUAGCAUCAACAUCACGGGGCAGGGCUUCAGCCUGAUUCAGAGAUUCGCCAUGGUGGUCAUAGCAGAGCCUCUGCAGUCCUGGCAGCGGCGGCGGGAGGCUGGACCUCUGCGGCCCGUGACGGUCGUGGGCACGGAGUACGUAUUCUAUAACGACUCCAAGGUCGUGUUCUCGUCCCCGGCGGUCCCUGAGGAGCCCGAAGCCUACAAUCUCACGGCACUCAUACAGAUGGACGGGCACCGGGCCCUGCUCAGGACCGAGGCCGGUGCCUUUGAGUACGUGGCCGACCCCACCUUUGAGAACUUCACGGGGGGUGUCAAGAAGCAGGUCAACAAGCUCAUCCAUGCCCGGGGCACCAAUCUGAACAAGGCAAUGACGCUUCACGAGGCCGAGGCCUUUGUGGGCGCUGAGCGCUGCGUCAUGAAGACGCUGACCGAGACGGACCUGUACUGCGAGCCUCCGGAGGUCCAGCCCCCCCCGAAGCGGCGGCAGAAGCGGGACACGACCCAUAACCUGCCUGAGUUCAUUGUGAAGUUUGGCUCCCGAGAGUGGGUGCUGGGCCGCGUGGAGUACGACACGCGGGUGAGCGACGUGCCUCUCAGCCUCAUCCUGCCGCUGGUCAUCGUGCCCAUGGUGGUGGUCAUCGCUGUGUCUGUCUACUGCUACUGGAGGAAGAGCCAACAGGCAGAGCGUGAAUACGAGAAGAUCAAGUCCCAGCUGGAGGGCUUGGAGGAGAGCGUGCGCGACCGUUGCAAGAAGGAGUUCACAGACCUGAUGAUCGAGAUGGAGGACCAGACCAACGACGUGCACGAGGCGGGCAUCCCCGUGCUGGACUACAAGACCUACACCGACCGCGUCUUCUUCCUGCCCUCCAAGGACGGCAACAAGGAUGUGAUGAUCACAGGCAGGCUGGACAUCCCGGAGUCGCGGCGGCCUGUGGUGGAACAGGCGCUGUACCAGUUCUCCAACCUGCUCAACAGCAAGUCCUUCCUGGUCACCUUCAUCCACACGCUGGAGAGCCAGCGCGAGUUCUCAGCCCGUGCCAAGGUCUACUUUGCGUCCCUGCUGACGGUGGCGCUGCACGGGAAGCUGGAGUAUUACACGGACAUCAUGCGCACACUCUUCCUGGAGCUCAUGGAGCAGUACGUGGUGGCCAAGAACCCCAAGCUGAUGCUUCGCAGGUCUGAGACAGUGGUAGAAAGGAUGCUGUCCAAUUGGAUGUCCAUCUGCUUGUACCAGUACCUCAAGGACAGUGCGGGCGAGCCUCUAUAUAAGCUUUUCAAGGCCAUCAAGCAUCAGGUGGAGAAGGGGCCAGUAGACGCUGUGCAGAAGAAGGCCAAAUACACCCUCAACGACACGGGGCUGCUGGGGGAUGACGUGGAGUAUGCGCCCCUGACGGUGAGCGUGAUUGUCCAGGAUGAAGGGGCCGACGCCGUCCCAGUCAAGGUCCUCAACUGCGACACCAUCUCCCAGGUCAAGGAAAAGAUCAUUGACCAGGUGUACCGUACGCAGCCGUGCUCCCGCUGGCCUAAGGCUGACAGCGUGGUCCUUGAGUGGCGUCCUGGGUCAACAGCCCAGAUCCUGUCAGACCUGGACCUGACCUCUCAGCGGGAGGGCCGGUGGAAACGCAUCAACACCCUGAUGCAUUACAACGUCCGCGACGGAGCCACUCUCAUCCUGUCCACGGUGGGAGUCUCCCAACAGCCAGAGGACAGCCAGCCGGACCUGCCUGGGGAGCGCCACGCCCUCCUGGAGGAGGAGAACCGUGUGUGGCACCUGGUGCGGCCGACGGACGAGGUGGACGAGGGCAGGUCCAAGCGGGGCAGCGUGAAGGAGAAGGAGCGCACCAAGGCCAUCACGGAGAUCUACUUGACCCGCCUGCUCUCCGUCAAGGGCACGCUGCAGCAGUUCGUGGACAACUUCUUCCAGAGCGUGCUGGCGCCCGGGCACGCGGUGCCGCCGGCCGUGAAGUAUUUCUUCGACUUCCUGGACGAGCAGGCGGAGAAGCACGACAUUAAGGACGAGGACACCAUCCACAUCUGGAAGACCAACAGUUUACCGCUGCGGUUCUGGGUGAACAUCCUCAAGAACCCCCAUUUCAUCUUCGACGUGCACGUUCACGAGGUGGUGGACGCCUCCCUGUCAGUCAUCGCGCAGACCUUCAUGGACGCCUGCACGCGCACGGAGCACAAGCUGAGCCGCGACUCUCCCAGCAACAAGCUGCUCUAUGCCAAGGAGAUCUCCACGUACAAGAAGAUGGUGGAGGAUUAUUACAAGGGGAUCAGACAGACAGUGCAGGUCAGCGACCAGGAUAUGAACACACACUUGGCAGAGAUCUCCCGGGCACACACAGACUCCCUCAACACCCUCGUGGCCCUGCACCAGCUCUACCAGUACACACAGAAGUACUAUGACGAGAUCAUCAACGCCCUGGAGGAGGAUCCCGCCGCCCAGAAGAUGCAGCUGGCCUUCCGCCUCCAGCAGAUCGCGGCUGCGCUCGAGAACAAAGUCACAGACCUCUGACCUCUGCCGCCACUGUCUCCGGGCACAGGUGUGUGACACCCCGUGUCAGGCAUGGGGCGGCCCCUGGAACUUGAGGCCACAGUGGUGAGGCCCUUACCUUUCACCAGCAAAGGAAGAGCCCCCGGGCGUCCGCGUGUGGCUGCCCGCGGGAGCCCUCGCCUUGGUGCCUGGCGUCUGUAGCCUCUUUCUCCUGAGCAAUAGCGCCAGGUGCCCGCCAGCACCAGCCCCUCCAGUAGAACCAGCGUCAGAUGUCUGUCACACCUCCAGAGUGAUUCGCGAAUGUGCCUUACGCCCCUGGCGCUGCGCUGGGUCGCUGGGGGCCGUUGGGCCUCAGCUCCCCGUCCCUGAGCACCAGCAGCCGCCUCAGAUAUCUGGGUUUGGCCUCUUCGGGUGGGGGGUGAGUUCCUGCAGCCCCCAGGGCCUAGCGCCCAGACUGUGUCUGUCUGCCCCACCGGGACGGGAGGAGUAAAGCGGUACGAUGCCUUCCUGACCUCACCUGGCCUGCCCUGUGGGGCGCUGGCACUCUGGGUGGACUCUAAGCCACGGGCCCCACCUCUAAGGUCAAACUGGACGUCAGACGUCGAGGCCCAGGUGGCCAGAGGGACCGCAGCAGACAGGGGUCCUGGUUUGCGCCUGUCAGACAGGCUGUCCUGAAGGCCCAGGUCUGAGGGGUCCGAGCAGCUCUGCCAGGACCACUCUCACCCCCACCCCCUUUUGUAAAUCUUGUUAAUUGUAAAUCAAAUACAGCUGUCUUUUUCACUCUG
Messenger RNA from Ailuropoda melanoleuca (giant panda), 6891 nucleotides. It is a transcript of the gene PLXNB2, whose product is annotated as plexin B2. The coding region runs from base 602 to 6127 and encodes 1841 amino acids. NCBI's taxonomy places the organism in Eukaryota, Metazoa, Chordata, Mammalia, Carnivora, Ursidae. The record is from RefSeq and is a predicted model, not a curated record. Gene Ontology annotation, molecular function: protein binding; semaphorin receptor activity. The transcript has 38 exons. Gene Ontology annotation, biological process: semaphorin-plexin signaling pathway; negative regulation of cell adhesion; regulation of GTPase activity. Gene Ontology annotation, cellular component: plasma membrane; semaphorin receptor complex.